GAAAGCCGUCGAACGUAUAUUCAGCGCCCGCGCGCCAUUUAAUAACUCGUCGACAAUACUACGAACGCAUACAUUUUCACGGUGGGCCACAACUGCCGGACGACUACACGACUUAUAAUCGCAUUCCACUUCGGGUACACGCGUAACAAUAGUUUAGGACGUUUUUGGAAUUUUUUUUCGUUUUUUUUUUUCGAAUCUUUUCGAUUUUCUCUUACAAGUAAAUAACGACAAACGCCUAGGCAGAAUACCAAGACCUCAUACGCCGAGUCAAUUACAUAUGCGUCGAGGGACUUGGAACAUCGUUCAGACUGACUGGUGGCUGCAGAAUAACCGAUACCGUCUAAUCAAUUCCUGUAAAUCUAAAAUUGAGUCAAAUAUCGAAAGGGAAGAUAAAAUGCAACCUCUGUAGGAGGUUUAACGGGCAGUGAUGCUGUUUUUCACAUUUAUUGUCUGUGCAAUAGCCGUCAACAACGUUUCAUCGAAAAUAGGUUACUUUUGGCACAUCACCGACAUACACUAUGACUCGAAUUAUGUAGCGACCGCCGAUUACGCACAAAGUUGUAAGCGGUCGGCGAUUGAUCAGGAACUGUUUAUGGAACGGCCCAGUCUACCAUCCGGUAAUGGUAGACUGGGCGAUUACGGGUGCGAUUCGCCGUGGGCGCUGGUCCAGUCCGCUGUGAAAGCGAUGAAAGAGAAGCAUGGAGACAACAUCGAAUUCGUGCUGUGGUCCGGAGACUCCGUGUCGUCAGACGAGGUGGACUUGCCUACUCGCGUGAUGGCUAUCCAGAACGUUACUAACCUGCUCAUCCAAACGUUUAGCAGCCAGUUCGUGUUUCCUGUGCUUGGCCACGAUGACCCGGGCGCCUUGAAAAACCAUUUGAUAGACUACACAAGUUUGGGACACUAUUGGCGACAGUGGUUGCCCACGGAUGCUAUACAGACGUUUAACAAAGGAGGUUAUUAUACGAUUGAGCAAAAAGGAAAUAAACUUAGGAUAAUCGCGCUCAACUCAAAUGCAUUUUCGACAGUAGAAAGACAACGGAACGUCGUCAACCCUAUAGAACAGCUCGAAUGGUUGGAAAAAAUCUUAAUGAAAUCAGUAAUGAACAAAGAAACAGUGUACCUGGUGAGCCACAUGUGCCCGGGAGCCAACGAAAGAGACCAGGACGAGGCGCCCACGUUCCAAGAUGUCUACAGUGCGAAAUAUUUAGAAAUGAUCCGGAGGUAUGCGCACAUCAUUGUCGGACAGUUUUGCGGUCACCUGCACUCCGACACAUUCCGGAUCGUAUACGACCAACAUAAAAAACCCGUGUCGUGGAUGAUGGUCGCGCCGUCAUUGACGCCCAACAAGUCUCCCGGCGUGUCCAACAAUCCUGGCUUGAGAUUGUACAAAUUCAACACGAAUUCGGGCCACAUUAUAGACUACACGCAAUACUACAUCGAUCUGGAGUCGUCGCCCAACGGCGAUCCGGACGACUGGAGGAUCGAGUACAACCUGACACACUACUACGGACUACACGAAAUCACGCCAAGGUCUCUGCACGCGAUUGCCGAAACGUUCCAGGACGACGAUUCGGCGCAGUUCGACAGGUACAUAGAGGCCAACUCGGUGCGGCAGUUCAAACCUAAGGAUUGCAAUCUGGAGUGUARAAGAGCGCAGUAUUGCGCCGUCACCGAGCUCGACUACGGUCGGUUUCACAGUUGCGUGGAUACGGCGGCCGAGGCGCUUUCCGGGUCGGUCCGUCCA
Molecule: messenger RNA, 1747 nt
Organism: Diuraphis noxia (Russian wheat aphid)
Lineage: Eukaryota; Metazoa; Arthropoda; Insecta; Hemiptera; Aphididae
Product: cyclic GMP-AMP phosphodiesterase SMPDL3A
Molecular function (GO): phosphoric diester hydrolase activity
Source: RefSeq, a predicted model, not a curated record